AUGGCUCCUCGCGCUGUCCUCGCCCUCUUGGCUACCGCAGCGGGUGCUAUGAAAUGCCCCGGCUCCGGCAGUUGGAUCCAUGCCUCCGCGGAGGUGGAAGCCAUUGCAGAUGCCAGCUGCGCCGAUGUGAUGGAGGAGAUGAAGGCUCGAGUGCAGGGCCCUUGGGUCGAUCCUCAUAACAAGGGCACCUACAGCCUCCUGUCCGAGAGCAAGGACGAGCUGGACAUUCAACGCAUCACCGGCAACAAGAAGUUCACGGACAAGAUCACCUUCACCUUCUCCGACUUCGAUGCACAGGGUGCAAAGCCAAGCUGCGGCAUCCACGCCUGCUCGGAGUCUCAGGGCUUCUCUAUCGGGGAUUUCUCUACCAACUACUGCAACAUCCGGAACCUCUACUGCGGGAAGACGGAUGGAUGUGCGCCUGUCAAGCACGACUUCGAGAAUACUGAGCAGAAGGUGGACCCCUCCUUUGGUGCUGGCAAGGACAAGAAGGCGUGCAUCGUGAAGCCGACGGAGCAGUUCAUGGUGUGA
This is a messenger RNA of Symbiodinium sp. CCMP2592, 531 nucleotides long. The record is from the annotation of a GenBank genome assembly. NCBI's taxonomy places the organism in Eukaryota, Dinophyceae, Suessiales, Symbiodiniaceae.